AUGUCUGCGUCGCGAUACGUUUGGUUUAACAGGAAGGAUGGCUAUCUCCGUCCUGACCAGGUCAUGUCCAACUCGAGCAACCAGAUGACAGACAUGACCAAGUUGUCCGAUCUGCACGAAGGCGCCCUGCUGUGGAAUUUGCAAAAGCGCUACGUCAAGAGCCUCGUCUACACGUACACGGGCAACAUUCUCGUCGCCGUCAACCCGUACCAGGUGUUUAACAUUUACGAUCUCGACACUGUGCGUCGCUACGCUGGACAAGUCAUUGGCUCGCUCUCACCGCACAUUUUCGCCAUCGCCAACGAAGCCGUCCAAUGCAUGCUCAAGAACGCUGCCGAUCAGUGCGUCGUCAUUUCGGGCGAGUCUGGUGCCGGCAAGACCGAGUCCACCAAGCUCAUCAUGAAGUACAUUGCCGCCAUCAACAAGGAGCAGUCGAUGGUGUCUGAGCAGAUUCUCGAGUCCAACCCCAUCAUGGAGUCGUUUGGCAAUGCAAAGACGGUUCGCAACAACAACUCUUCACGCUUCGGCAAGUACCUCGAAAUUCAGUUUUCCAACUCUGGCGGCAUUCAGGGUGCAAUGAUGUACGAGUACCUGCUCGAAAAGUCGCGCGUUGUCCACCAGGCCACCGACGAGCGCAACUAUCACAUUUUCUACGAAAUGCUGGCGGGCAUGGAGCCCGACGAGCUUGCCAAGCUCAAGCUCGGCGAUGCCAAGCAGUACUACUAUCUCAACCAAGGCGGAAACACAAAGGUCGACAACAAGGACGACGCGGAAGAGUACUUUUUGUGCACGCGUGCCAUGGAGGUCAUGGGCUUUACUGCCGAGGAGGUCGAGUCAGUGUUCAAGGUGCUCGCCGCGGUCUUGCACCUCGGCAACAUGACGUUCGAAAAGACCUCGGUUGGCGGCAUGGACGCCUCGACGGUCAAAAACCCCGAUGUCACGCGCUUUGCCGCCAGUCUGAUCUCCGUCAAGCCCGACGGCCUUGUGCACUCUUCGACACAUCGCACGAACGUGACGCGUGGCGAGGCCAUCACCUCGCCCUUGUCGGCUGAUGCGUCGGCAGACAAGCGCGACGCCCUGUCCAAGGCGCUCUACUCGCGUCUGUUCUCGUGGCUCGUCAAGCGCAUCAACACUGUCAUUUGCCGCAACUCCAAGUACCACUCGAUCGGCAUUCUCGACAUUUUCGGUUUUGAGGACUUUGAGGUCAACUCGUUCGAGCAGCUCUGCAUCAACUACGCCAACGAGAAGCUGCAGUUCUACUUUAACCAGCACAUCUUCAAGCUCGAGCAGGAAGAGUACUCGCGCGAAGGCAUCAGCUGGGAGAAGAUCAACUUUGUGGACAACCAGGGCUGCCUCGAUCUCAUCGCCAAAAAGCCCACCGGCAUUCUCUCGGUGCUCGACGACGAGAGCAACUUCCCCAAGGGCACCGACGACUCCUUCCUCGACAAGCUCCAUGGCCAACACGAAAAGAACGCCUACUACGAGAAGCCCAAGAAGAAGUCUCCGUACUUUGGCGUCCGCCACUACGCCGGCACAGUCACGUACCUGGUCACGGGCUUUAUCGACCGCAACAAGGACACGCUUCACCAAGACCUGAUCGAGCUCAUCUGCUCCAGUACCGAUCCGCUCGUGAUCAAGCUCUUCGAGUCGUACAAGGAGCAACUCGAGGGCGACAAGAGCGGCAACAAGGCCAAGCGUCUGCCGUCCGUCGGUGGCCAAUUCCACGAGUCGCUCUCUCAGCUCAUCUCGACCAUGUCGGCAUGCAACCCCUUCUUUGUGCGCUGCGUCAAGCCCAACACCAAGAAGAAGCCCACCAUCUUUGAGAACACGCUCGUCCUGACACAGCUCCGCUACUCUGGCAUGCUCGAGACGAUUCGCAUUCGUCGCUCUGGCUACCCCGUGCGUCUGCCGUUUGCCCACUUUAUCUUCCGGUACCGCGUGCUCUCCAAGAACCCGCUGCCCCCAGGCAACCAGCUGGCCGGCAAGGAAGUCGAGGUUGCCAAGGCCAUCAUGGCCGGCGUCGCAGCGUCCUCGCUUGGCGAAGACUCGUACCAAGUUGGCAAGACGAAAAUGUUUAUGCGUGAAAACGUCGAGCGCGAGCUCGAAAAGCAGCGCUCAGAGCGUCUUCGUGGCAUUGUCGUGCGCAUCCAAAAGACUUACCGCAUGUUCCAGUGCAAGAAGCGCUUCAAGCGCAUCCUCGCGGUUGUGCGUGACGUUCAACGUGCCAGUCGCGGCUACCUCCAGCGUGUCGAGACUGCCAAGAAGCGUCGUGCGCUCGUGCUGAUCCAAGCCUUCUUCCGCAUGAUCAAGCCCCGCAAGGAGUACAUUGUCAUGCGUGAUGAGGCGCGCAUCCGAGCCCGCGAGGAACGCCUGAAGGCCGGCAUUCUUCAGGCGCGCGCUAUUGGCGAUGCCAGCACCGUCCCAAUCCCCGCCGAGCUCCAGGCCAUUCUUGACGGCGUGACCGCCUUCACGCCCGUCUACUCGGAAGAGCAAGCCCUUGCGACCAUCGAGUCUGAGCUCAUGCCACUGGGCGGCCACACUGAAGCCGCGCUGCCCGACGACAUCCACUCGUUCAACUUUUCAAAGUUCGCCAAGGCUUACUUUGAGGGCGAGCGCUCGUGGUCGUUCUCCAAGGGCCCCAUCGACAAGCCAUUCCUGAGCCUGCACUCGCCCGAGCUCGCAGGCGAGGCCAUUGGCAUUUUCAACUGCAUUCUCAAGUUUAUGGGCGAUCCCUCCGUGGCUGGCCAGCUCGAGUUCAUUCUGGGCAACUACAUUGUCGCGAAGGGCAUCCAACGUCACGAGCUGCGCGACGAGAUCUACUGCCAGCUUGCCAACCAGACGUGGCUCAACCCGAACGAGGUCAACUGCGAGCGUGGCUGGCUCCUCAUGUCGUUGUGCCUUGGCUGCUUCCCUCCGUCAGAGCAGCUGUACCAGUAUCUGCUUUGCUACGUGAGUCGUCAGGGUGUCGCCAUGUACAAGCAGUACUGCCAGUACAAGCUGCUCCGCUCGUUUGUCAACGACGCUCGUACGGCUCCCCCCGGCAUUGCCGAGUGGAAGGCAGCGCGUCAAUGCGCGCCCCUCGCAAUCGAGGUUGAUCUGCCCGACGGCACCACUCAAGUCAUUGCUGUUGAUUCGUCGACCACUGCCGAGGAGAUUGGCAUGCUGAUUCUCCAAGCCAAGGGCAUUGCACACUCUGCCGAGACUGCUGGCUGGACGGUCGAAAUCUCCUCCACGGGCAAUGUGUUUGACGCCCAGGAGGUGUACGCUGACUACCAUGUUCUGGAUGCGUACUCGCAAACUGAAAUGCCCGAGGAUCUCGUUGUGCUUGCUGGCAGCGCGUCCGCCGCCUUUGCCGCUGCGCCUGUCGGUGGACCUCGUGCUGCUGCUCCUGCUGCACCCCGUCCUCCUGCCGCUGCUGCUGCUGCCGCCCCGCCUCCGCCUCCUCCGGCUGGUAUUCCUCCGCCUCCUCCGCCUGCUGCUGCCGCCGCUGGGCCACCGCCGCCGCCACCUGCUGCACCCAAGGCACCUGGUCCUCCGCCGCCGCCUCCACCGGCAUCUGCUGGCCCGCCUCCGCCCCCGCCUGCUGCCGCUGGCCCACCUCCGCCUCCUCCGCCUGCCGCCGCUGGGCCACCGCCGCCGCCACCUGCUGCACCCAAAGCACCUG
Molecule: messenger RNA, 3664 nt
Organism: Capsaspora owczarzaki ATCC 30864
Lineage: Eukaryota; Filasterea; Ministeriida; Capsasporidae
Exons: 2
Cellular component (GO): cytoskeleton; myosin complex
Molecular function (GO): cytoskeletal motor activity; ATP binding; protein binding
Source: RefSeq, a predicted model, not a curated record